Messenger RNA from Staurois parvus, 802 nucleotides. NCBI's taxonomy places the organism in Eukaryota, Metazoa, Chordata, Amphibia, Anura, Ranidae. The record is from the annotation of a GenBank genome assembly.
AAUGAGUUACCGGCAAGUCUACCUCUGGUUAUCCACGCCUUGGUCAUCUCCCGCCUCGAUUACUGCGAGUUCCUCCUCACUGGUCUCCCGUUACAUAUUUCAUCCCUCCUUCAACUCAUCCACCUUAUUAACCGUUCUGUAUCUGCCACCCCUCUCUGCCAAUCCCUCCACUGGCCUCCACCAAGUGUCCUUCGUCCCUCUCUGCCAAUCCCUCCACUGGCCUCCACCAAGUGUUCUUCGUCCCUCUCUGCCAAUCCCUCCACUGGCCUCCACUCAGUGUUCUCCACCCCUCUCUGCCAAUCCCUCCACUGGCCCCCAUUCAGUGUUCUCCACCCCUCUCUGCCAAUCCCUCCACUGGCUUCCACUCAGAGUUCUCCACUCUCUCUGCCAAUCCCUCCACUGGCCUCCACUCAGUGUCCUCCACCCCUCUCUGCCAAUCCCUCCACUGACCUCCAUUCAGUGUCCUCCACCCCUCUCUGCCAAUCCCUCCACUGACCUCCAUUCAGUGUCCUCCACCCCUCUCUGCCAAUCCCUCCACUGGCCCCCAUUCAGUGUCCUCCACCCCCCUCUGCCAAUCCCUCCACUGACCUCCACUCAGUGUCCUCCACCCCCCUCUGCCAAUCCCUCCACUGGCUUCCACUAACCCAACAUAUAAAAUUAAAAAUACUAACCACAAGGUACAAAUCCAUCCACAACACUGCCCCUAGCUACAUCACCAACCUCAUCCACAGAUACCACCCAAAUCGCCCACUCCGCUCCUCCCAUGAUAUCCUCCUCUCGUCACUUCCUCCCACGCCCACCU